AUGCGUGAACCUGAAAGUGCUCUUGUUCUAGCAAAUCACCAGAGUGAUGUGGACUGGGUUGUAGCAGUUAUGCUGGCGGAACGUCAGGGACAGCACGGUAACUCAGCUGGUUUUCGUGUCAUGGUGAAGCAUGUAAUCCAUUUUGUACCACUCUUCGGAUGGUACACUUUUCAGCGUGGUUACAUAUACGUUCGGAGAUAUGGCGAGUUUCUGAGUGCACCGGUAUUGAAGCAGCUUGCUUGGCUGGAUUCGUUAAAUGAAAAGUUCUGGCUGCUCAUUUUUCCGGAAGGAACGAGGUACUCUCGCAAACGUAAGCAGAAGAUCCUUCUGAGCCAGGAGUUUUGUCGUAGAAAGGGAAUACCAGAAUUCAAGAAUGUUCUGAGUCCUCGAGUUGGAGGUAUAUUUAUGGCGUUAGAGCGACUAGAGACCUUAGAUGCGAUCUAUGACGUCACCAUCGGAUAUGGUCAGACCAGGUUACCGAAACGCCAUGGCCUCGCGCCCAAUAUGUUCGAAUUUUGCUGUGGAGGAUUGGCCGGAAGGACCCUUAGUAUUCAUGUGAAGAGAUAUCCAGCGAAGGAUAUGCACAAGAACCGUAAGGAACUGCAAGAGUGGACGCUGAAAGCAUAUAGGGAGAAAGACAAGCUUCUUGACCGCUUCUACGAAACAGGCGAAUUUCCGGAUCCGGUGUCCUUGCACGAACCAGCAGUGUCGAUCUACCGAACCAUUCCACCAACCCUCUGCUUUGUCGCAGCGCUAGUUGCACCGUUUUAUGUGCCAGCUGUAAGAAAGGCCUAUCUGUACACUGUGGCUAGUUUCCCGUUGCUUAUCCUUUGGCUUGAAAUCAAAAAAUGUGCCUGA
Messenger RNA from Cooperia oncophora, 858 nucleotides. Lineage: Eukaryota; Metazoa; Nematoda; Chromadorea; Rhabditida; Trichostrongylidae. The record is from the annotation of a GenBank genome assembly.